GAAAGACUGCAGAUAGAUGAAUAGAAUAGAAAAUCCCUUUAUUGUUCCUCAGUGGGGAAAGCUAGACGUCACAGCAGCGAUGACACGUAUUACAGGAGAAAAAGGAGAAUAAAAAAUAAGAAAAAUGAAUAAACAAGAAAACAUAAAUCCUGAAUAGAUUUUAAAAAUGCUGAUUAUACCACAAGUAAUGAAUACCACUGAUGCCUUUUAUUUAAAACUGACUUGCUCGUGUGUAAUUUGGUUAUUCCACAUUCAGUGUUAAUGCAGAAAUAAGUUUGUUUCCAAAUUUAAAGGUUCAAAAUUGCAUAUAUGUUGAUAAAGAAAAUGUGCAAAUUUGCCGUCACUUUUUCAAAAAUAUUAAGUUUGGCCCUCGACUCCGUCCCAGAGUUUCAUUUCGGCCCCUUGUGAGUUUGAGUUUGACACCCCUGGCAUACAUCAAGAAGUACGGGUUGGUAAAUUCCACCUGCGCAGCUGAGGGGGCGGGACUUAAAGAUAAGUUUGAUUCAGAUCCAGAGCGUGAUCAGCUCUACUGACGACAGGACCCAGCUGAAGCGGACGGGCAUCUUAAAAAUGGCUUUAUCUGGUUCAGAAACGAUGGACCAUGACGGGCGUGAGGAGGAAGCUUUCCUAUUCCGAGCAGUCAGGAUAGCUGCUGUAGUUGCACUUUACUGGUUCAUCUCAAUAACAAUGGUGUUCCUCAAUAACUACCUGCUGGACAACCAGGACUUGGACGCGCCUUUGUUUGUGACUUUCUACCAGUGUGUGGUGACCGUGGGGCUGUGCUGGCUCAUGCGGCUGGUGUCCAGUAUGUGUCCGGGAACCGUCAACUUCCCAUCCGUCAAGUUCGAUAUGAAAACGUCCCGGGAGGUCCUGCCGCUGUCCAUUGUCUUCAUCGGCAUGAUCACCUUCAACAACCUGUGUCUAAAGUAUGUCGGCGUGGCUUUCUACACGGUCGGUCGUUCCCUCAGCACUGUGUUCAAUGUGCUGCUGUCCUACGUCAUCCUGAAGCAGACUACAUCUCUGCAAGCUCUGACCUGCUGUGGGAUCAUACUGGGUGGGUUCUGGCUCGGUGUAGAUCAGGAAGGUUUGGCUGGGUCCCUCUCCUGGACGGGCGUAUUUUUCGGGGUGCUGGCGAGUGCCUGUGUCUCUCUCAAUGCCAUCUACACUAAGAAGGUGAUGCCUGCUGUGGAUGGAAGCAUCUGGAAGCUGUCCUACUACAACAACAUCAAUGCGUGCAUCCUCUUCCUUCCUCUUAUUUUCAUGUUCGGGGAAGCGGGCAAAAUUGCCAACUUCACUCACCUGACUGACCUCGGAUUUUGGGGGGUGAUGACACUAGGAGGAGUGUUUGGUUUCGCUAUCGGCUACGUCACAGGCCUCCAGAUUAAAUUCACCAGCCCGCUCACUCACAACGUCUCUGGAACGGCGAAGGCCUGCGCACAGACAGUCAUUGCAGUGGUGUACAACUCUUCCAGUAAAAGCCUGCUAUGGUGGACCAGUAACAUGAUGGUUCUUGGUGGCUCUUCAGCCUACACAUGGGUCAAAAGUCGAGAAAUGAAAAAGACUGUCUCUAAAGUCCCACAGGACUCGGCGAAUGAAAAACUGCUACCAAAGGAGAAGGAAAACCCGGGAGUGUAAACACAUUUGAUUUGGUUAAAAUUUUCUUUGAGGCUCAAUAAUCUUUCCUUUAGAGUGAUUAUGCUUUAAGCAAUGCUUGAGUUUGAUUUAAUGACUCUAGUCUUUUCAGGGGGGUUUACACCUAUUGUAUAAUGAAACUAGAGUUUUGUGUCUUAUAUGGUUAUUGGCAAGUGAAGAAAAAUGUAAACUUGCUGUAUAAAGUGAAAGUACUUUACUGAGGACAGAAACUUAUUCAGACAUUAUUUCUUAUCACGCAUUUUUUAAAGGGGAUUUCAUUUACUGAAGCUGCUGUGUUUUCUUUCGUUUGAGUUUUCUCAUCACUGUCUCAAAAUUAGCUUUACGUUUGCAGGAAGCCACAGGGAAUCUGUCAGACACACACGAAUCCUACUGUCAGAAGGUUUGGCAGAGUGUGCAUCUUGAACAGAAACACUGCCACAGCAUUCCUAAACUGUGAAACAUUUAAGUUGUUCAUCAUCCACUGAAUAUUUUAUUUUAUUAUUUUAUUUAACAUGGAUGUAAAGCAGAAGUAAAUGUGGCAUAUAUGUCAAGAAUUGAAUUGAAGAGGAAAAUAAAAAAAAUGCUUAACAGUCA
Molecule: messenger RNA, 2226 nt
Organism: Nothobranchius furzeri (turquoise killifish)
Lineage: Eukaryota; Metazoa; Chordata; Actinopteri; Cyprinodontiformes; Nothobranchiidae
Gene: slc35c1
Product: solute carrier family 35 member C1
Biological process (GO): protein O-linked glycosylation via fucose; GDP-fucose import into Golgi lumen
Cellular component (GO): Golgi apparatus
Molecular function (GO): antiporter activity; GDP-fucose transmembrane transporter activity
Source: RefSeq, a predicted model, not a curated record